AUGAGCUUCAGUUCCCAUCUUCACAAAUUCAACCCUUUCAAACACCCAAUUCCCUCCAUCAGAAAAACCGGUUCCUUCCUCUCAUUCUGCUCAACACCCCAACCCACCGUCGUUUCCAACCCCCUCCACGCGUUUCGCCACAGAACCACCAUAACAACCUCCAACAACUUAACCAGAGUUAUAUCCUUCUGCGCCGCCACAAAAAACCUCUGUUUAGGUAAAACGAUUCACGCUUCAAUCCUCAUCAAUGGGUUCAACAAAAUAACGCCGGUCACUCUCAAUUCCCUCAUCAACAUGUACUCCAAAUGCAACCGACUCGAAACCGCGAGGUUUUUGUUUGAUUCUUCUGAUAGUUAUUUAUUAGAUGAUGUUUCUUGGAAUUCAAUUAUUAAUGGUUAUGUUAGGUUGGGUAGUAAGAAUAGUUAUAGCCAGGUUUUUGAACUUCUAGUUAGAAUGCAUCGAUUUGGAUUUGGUUUUAGUGAUUAUACUUUGAGUAGUGUGCUUAGAGCUUGUUGUUGUGUUGAUAAUAAUUGUUUUGGGAAAUUGAUUCAUGGAUUUGCAGUUAAGCUUGGUUUGGAUUUUGAUGUUGUGGUUGUAACUGCCUUACUUGAUAUGUAUGCAAAAACUGGAUGUUUAUCGGAAGCUGUUAGGGUUUUUGAGAGGUUUAGUUGGAAGAAUGAUUUUAUGUAUAAUGCUAUGAUUGCUGGAUUUUUGCAAGAGAAGAGUGGUGUGUGUUAUGGAAAUGCACGGGAAGCGCUUGGUGUUUUUGGUGAGAUGAGGAGGAAGGGAUUGAACUGUUCGAAGUUUACGUUCUCGAGUAUUGUAAAGGCGUGUGUUGGUGUUGGAGAUUUUGAGGUUGGGAGACAAAUUCAUGCACAGAUUAUUAAGAAUGGUCUACAGGGUGAUGAGUUUGUUUGCAGUUCGUUGGUGGACUUGUACUCGUUUUUUGGUUUAAUUGGAGAUGGAUUAAGGUGUUUUGAGAUGACACAUAAAUUGGAUGUUGUCUUGUGGACGUCAGCAAUUGCAGGUUGUGUUCAGAAUGGACAGUUUGAAAAUGCUUUGUCGUUGUUCUAUAGAUUUUUGGCUAAUGGGAGGAAACUGGACGAGUUCAUUGUAUCAUGUGUGAUGGGUGCUUGUGCAGACAUGGCUGCCGCAAGGACUGGAGAGCAGAUUCAGGGUUAUGCAUUGAAAUUUGGUCUUGCAAAUUUUAUCAUUGUUAACAACUCGCAAAUUUGCAUGUAUGCAAAGUCUGGAGACAUAGAUUCGGCUAGGAUCACCUUUGAAGAGACAGAGAAUCCUGAUGUGGUGUCCUGGUCUGUUAUGAUUUGCGGCUAUGCACAACAUGGUUUUGCUAACGAAGCUCUUAGACUUUUUGAGUCAAUGACUAUAUCUGGGAUUGAGCCUAACCAGGUCACGUUACUUGGGGUCCUAACUGCUUGUAGCCAUGGAGGUUUUGUUGACGAAGCAUUAAGAUUCUACGAAACCAUGAAGAAAGAUUAUGGCAUUGCGGCUAAUGUAAAGCACAGUGCUUGCAUUGUUGACCUCUUAGGCCGUGCGGGAAUGCUAGAGGAAGCUCAGAGAUUUAUUAUUGAUUCUGGUUUUGAGGAUGACCCGGUAAUGUGGCGGUCCUUGCUUGGUGCUUGUAAGGUCCAUAAGGAUACUCACAUGGGAAAGCAUAUUGCUGACAGAGUAAUAGAGCUUGAACCUCAUGAAGCUGCAUCUUAUGUGCUUCUUUACAACAUUUACAAUGAUGCGGGGAAAAAGAAACGUGCUCUAGAGGUAAGAAAACUCAUGCAAGAUAGAGGAGUUAAAAAGGAACCUGGUAUAAGUUGGAUUGAAGUAGGAAAUACAGUUCAUACAUUUUUGGUGGACGAUCGUUCUCAUCCAACGAGUGAACUGAUUUAUUCAAGGUUGGCAGAAAUUUUGGGGAAGAUAAAGAAAAUUAGCUUCGAUGAUGAGAAGCUUCCUUUGGGCAUCUCUGAAACAGAACACAGCGGUGCCGUCAAAAUGAAUCACCAUAGUGAAAAGUUAGCUGUAACUUUUGGAAUUAUGUCUUUACCAAAAUCAGCACCAGUGAGGGUGAUGAAAAACUUGAGGGUUUGCUCUGAUUGCCAUACAACAAUGAAACACAUCUCCAUUGUGGAGAAGAGAGAAAUAAUUCUUCGAGAUGCUAUUCGUUUCCAUCAUUUCAAAGAUGGUUUAUGUUCGUGUAAAGAUUACUGGUAA
This is a messenger RNA of Lathyrus sativus (Indian pea), 2226 nucleotides long. NCBI's taxonomy places the organism in Eukaryota, Viridiplantae, Streptophyta, Magnoliopsida, Fabales, Fabaceae. The record is from the annotation of a GenBank genome assembly.